Molecule: messenger RNA, 3178 nt
Organism: Solea senegalensis (Senegalese sole)
Lineage: Eukaryota; Metazoa; Chordata; Actinopteri; Pleuronectiformes; Soleidae
Product: Kv channel-interacting protein 2
Exons: 8
Coding region: 467-1165 (232 amino acids)
Biological process (GO): regulation of potassium ion transmembrane transport
Cellular component (GO): voltage-gated potassium channel complex
Molecular function (GO): calcium ion binding; potassium channel regulator activity
Source: RefSeq, a predicted model, not a curated record
CUGACAAACGCUGCCAAAGGACUAUCAGGCGCAGCACAUCCCCGAAUUCCAUUUCUCAACGCAGGCCUGGAGCAAAAAGGGAACAAGAAGGAAACGUCUUUUAAACUUUUUUGUCAGGUGCUUUUGUCAAGUGUUGCAGCCUGUAGCUUCAGCAGUAUGACGUCCAACCAGGAAAUAAGGAAGGCUGAAUGAGGCCAAAAGAAACAGACGCCAAGCCAAGCCAAGCCAAGCCAACAGCCACCUGUUUCUCUUUUCUGUAGAGCUGAUUUGCAUCUUUUGAUCAUUUGGUCCAGAGUCAGAAUGCUAGAGUGGAUAAAAGUGAGUGAGUGAGUAGGCAGAGGACGACUUUAUGCAAGUUCAGUUUCAGUUGAGCCUUGAGGUCCUGUGUUGCUGACUAGAUUUAGCCUGGUCCCGCUCGGCUCGGCUCAGUGGCACAGUGCUGUGCAAUGACAAACACUGGCAUCCCAUGAUGUUGAGUCUGGAUGGUUUGGAGAUGAUCGCCGUGCUGGUGGUCAUGGGUCUCUUCAUCAAAGUGCUGGAGCAGUUUGGGAUGUUCGAGCCGGUCGGCGGGGAAGACAGCGUGGAAGAUGAUUUUGAGUUAUCCACUGUGUGCCAUCGCCCAGAGAGCAUGGACAAACUGCAGGAGCAGACCAAGUUCAACAAGAAGGAGCUGCAAGUCCUUUACCGGGGGUUCAAAAAUGAGUGUCCGAGUGGCGUGGUGAACGAGGAGAACUUUAAGAACAUUUACUCCCAGUUCUUUCCUCAGGGAGAUUCAAGUAUGUAUGCACAUUUCCUGUUUGAAGCCUUUGACACCAACAAGAAUGGCUCUGUUAGUUUUGAGGACUUUGUAUUCGGCCUGUCCAUCAUUUUGAGAGGGACAGUUAAUGACCGGCUAAACUGGGCAUUCAACCUCUAUGACCUGAACAAGGAUGGCUGUAUCACCAAAGAGGAGAUGUUGGACAUCAUGAGGUCCAUCUAUGACAUGAUGGGGAAGUACACAUACCCCACAAUGCAGGAUGAUGCCCCGAGAGAUCACGUGGAAAGCUUCUUCCAGAAAAUGGACAGGAAUAAAGACGGGGUGGUCACCAUAGAUGAAUUCAUUGAGUCGUGCAAAAAGGAUGAGAACAUCAUGCAGUCCAUGCAGCUGUUUGACAACGUCAUCUAAGAAUCUGGACCAGUUAGGACAUCGGCACCAGGAAGGGGAGUGUGUGUGUGUGUGUGUGUGUGUGUGCGUGUGUGUGUGUUUGAGAGCAGAAUCAGAGUUGACGCAUUUGUGAUUGAGUGUGUGUUUGGCUGUUUCCUGACUUGCAAGCCUGUGCUUGUGUGUCUUACGAGAGCUGCGAGUCCUGAGGGCUCGGAGAGGUUCUCCCUUUCUUCCUGGACCCAAGUGGCAUUUCUCCAAGUAACAAUGGAUACUUUCCUCGUCAUGCAGAACCUUAGAUUUACCCCAGAGACACAAAGAAAGGAGGGAAGCAGCAGGCUCACCGGCACUCUCACACCCCAGAUCCCCCAUCUGUUUUAAUAUUUAUUUAUUACUAUUAUCAACAACGGAGGAACUAUCGCAGCUUGUAAUGGCUGAACUCCAGAGGGAACCAGUUGUAUCCAAACCUUGACUUAUCAGAACACCUUUUUUUCCCCAGUGAUGGCUGAGAUUCGAAUUCAUGAAUCUGGUCCUGCUUUUGUGCAUGUGGUUUCACGUCUGCCUGGAGACUGCUCAUGCACCGGUUUAAGAGGAUAGAAGCAAAUCUACCACCAUCUAGUGGACAAAAGGCACAAAAAAGACGCUUCCUGAGAAAACGACUGACUAAUUGGAAAUCCAAGGGAUCGGGGGUUUUACAAGGGGACCGAUUUCAGUAUCGCAUGAUGAUGUCACUAAUAUCCAAUUAUGUAUUUACAGAGAUACUCCAAAGUCUGCUUGUCUGUCUGCUGUCUUUCCUGGUCAUUCACAGGUGCCUCACCCUUUGUGUACGUGUGUGUGUGCAUGUGUAACAGAAGAGAUGUCAUCAGUAUUACCUAUGAAAUAAUCUCUCCCCCCCUCCAUACAUCAGAUUCUGGUAGAUUAUUUUCCGGCCCUCCAAACUAUUACAGGUUUAGCAGUAGGCGUCUAUUGACUGUUGUACAUUAUCUAGUGAUCCCACUGGUGUCAUAUUUGACAGUACGACGUGGGGCUUGCACUGUGAUCGAUGAGAUGCGCUUUUUUCCCCGUUUCUCUCAUCACAGGUAUUGGCAAACCACAUUUGUACUAGUCUCAUCCAUAGACCUUCACGGAGAAUUCAUUAGAUUGCAGAUUGUAUUUGUGAACUUCAUGGAAACGUCACGUGGUCAUAGCAGGUUCUACCACUUUCAACAACAAACAAAAAAAAAAACUCUUUCAAAUUCAAAUUAAAAGUGGGUUUAUUCUAGUUCUUGAGCAAGAGAGACAUGGUUUGAGUUCUUUCUUCUUUCUUUUUUUUAAAUACCUGUCCUACUAUUCCUUAUUCUCCUUCUCUCUGUAACACCAAAGAGAAGAUUUAAGAGGUAUACAAAGUUACUCUUAUGUUAAGACAUACAGUAUAGCCCAUUCGUGGGUGAAGAGAGAGGGGGGAUUGCUGUGUAGUAAGUGAGGCAAGGGGCAAUCAGAGAUGAAAGGACGUAUUUUGUGAUCUGGAACGGUGGACUUUCCAGAACAGUCGUAUCUAGGCUUUCUGGCAUAAAUGAGACAUUUAUUUGCCCCUUUUCACAUGAGAAUACUCUUAAAUGAAAGAUGGUGGUAGUUCCAGAGGCCCUCGAGCUGUACAUCAAUAGGCUGUAGUGUCUUUGAUUACAAAGAAUAGCAAUAAUUUCCUGAUAUCAGCACCUUUACACUGAUCCAACCUCUUCAUUUCUCUAAAAGCACAGCAUAGGGCCUGAAUGAAAAUAUUUAUUUUGAGUUUUUUACAUUUGUUUCCCUCUCUCUCUCUCUCUCUCUUUGGGGAUGGAGUGGUUUGGCUCUGAUUGUUCCUUGCCAACACUUUUUAAACUUCCAUUCCUGACCACAAUUAAAACCUGUCUAUACCCGCAUGUACUGUGUCUAAACAAUGAAGACCUACUAACCCGUUGUACUGAUUGUCUAGUUAGGUAGCCUCAGCUGGUCGCAUUACGUAUUUAAAAUGUGUAUAUUUUGUACAGAGACAAUAAAAAUCACAGUUACUAUGCAAAA